Messenger RNA from Mastomys coucha (southern multimammate mouse), 1072 nucleotides. RefSeq names its product exosome component 3 (gene Exosc3). The transcript is spliced from 4 exons. The coding region runs from base 12 to 866 and encodes 284 amino acids. Gene Ontology annotation, biological process: poly(A)-dependent snoRNA 3'-end processing; TRAMP-dependent tRNA surveillance pathway; nuclear polyadenylation-dependent rRNA catabolic process. Gene Ontology annotation, molecular function: RNA binding. The record is from RefSeq and is a predicted model, not a curated record. Gene Ontology annotation, cellular component: nuclear exosome (RNase complex); cytoplasmic exosome (RNase complex). Lineage: Eukaryota; Metazoa; Chordata; Mammalia; Rodentia; Muridae.
CGGAAGCUGUGAUGGUGAAACCUGCCAUGGCCGAAGUGCUGUCCGCUGGGGCCGAAUCAGUGGCGUGCUGCCGAGCACGGGCAGCGCAAAAGGUGCUGAAUCAGGUGGUUCUCCCCGGGGAGGAGCUGGUGCUGCCGGACCACGAGGACGCAGACGGCCUUGGCGGCGCUGGGGAGCAGCCGUUACGCCUGAAUGCGGGUGCGCGCCCGAGGCUGCGCGUAGUGUGUGGCCCAGGUUUGCGACGCUGCGGGGACCGUCUGCUGGUCACCAAGUGUGGCCGCCUGCGUCACAAGGAGCCCAGCGGAGGAGGCGGCGGCGGUGGCGGUGGCGGAGUUUACUGGGUGGACUCGCAGCAGAAGCGGUAUGUACCUGUGAAAGGAGACCACGUGAUUGGCAUAGUGAUCGCUAAAUCUGGAGAUAUAUUCAAAGUUGAUGUUGGAGGGAGUGAGCCAGCCUCUUUGUCUUACCUGGCAUUUGAAGGGGCAACUAAAAGAAACAGACCAAACGUGCAGGUUGGAGAUCUCAUCUACGGCCAGUGUGUGGUUGCUAAUAAAGACAUGGAACCAGAAAUGGUCUGUAUUGACAGCUGUGGCCGUGCCAAUGGAAUGGGUGUGAUUGGACAGGAUGGUCUGCUCUUCAAAGUGACGUUGGGCUUAAUUAGAAAGCUAUUAGCUCCAGAUUGUGAAAUUGUGCAAGAACUGGGAAAACUCUAUCCAUUGGAGAUUGUGUUUGGAAUGAAUGGAAGAAUAUGGGUCAAGGCUAAAACCAUUCAGCAGACGUUAAUUUUGGCAAAUGUCUUAGAAGCUUGUGAACACAUGACAACAGAGCAGAGAAAACAGAUCUUUGCCAGGCUGGCAGAAAGUUGACACGUAUAUUUCCUUAGUGGAUAUUUUAAUCAAGACUGAGUUUCCUGGGGAAAUCUUUUUUUUUUUUUCUGGGUGAAUUUCUUCCUGGCAGAUCUUUAGAAAAUGCAUAUUGUCUUACUAGAAUCCAUAAAAAUAUUUUUGUAAGAGUUACUGGUCAUCAAUCAUGUAUAGUUAAGAAAAUUAUAAAAAAAAAUUUAUAUACUAAA